Melitaea cinxia (Glanville fritillary) is the source of this 5790-nucleotide messenger RNA. It is a transcript of the gene Cad99C, whose product is annotated as cadherin-99C. Gene Ontology annotation, molecular function: calcium ion binding. Gene Ontology annotation, cellular component: cell-cell junction; plasma membrane. Gene Ontology annotation, biological process: homophilic cell-cell adhesion. The transcript is spliced from 28 exons. The record is from RefSeq and is a predicted model, not a curated record. The coding region runs from base 21 to 4805 and encodes 1594 amino acids. NCBI's taxonomy places the organism in Eukaryota, Metazoa, Arthropoda, Insecta, Lepidoptera, Nymphalidae.
UAUUAUUUUGUUACAGUGAGAUGGCGCGGUGGGAUGCGCCAAUCAGGCACAGAACUAUUUGGCUUCUUGUGUGUCUGUUGCCGAUAACAUGGGCUACUCCAGGACCGUGCGAGGUAGAAACGGGCCAGUCAAGUAUCAUUGUUGACAUCGAGGAGAGUCGAGGAGACCAAGUCAACCAAACAACAGUACCGGCUGAGUUACCUAUCGUCGGCGAUCCAGAUGUAGAUGUCAUUCUAUCAACAGUAUUUCCAAAAGGCCCGACUUUAUUUCAACUUGAUGGCAAAAGGCUACAAUUACUACAACCCCUGGACAGAGACGCUGAUAACUUGUCUCAUAUGGUAUUUCAAUUGGUUUGUCAAGUGAAAGCUACAAAGAAAAGGCGAACCAUACCUGUCAUAGUUCGAGUGUCGGAUAUAAAUGAUAAUGCGCCUGUGUUUCAAGGAACGCCGUAUGAAACUAGUAUAUCUGAGCUAAUUCCAAUUGGCUCUACAAUAUUUGAUAGUAUUCGAGCAGUAGAUACCGAUGCAGGGGUGAAUGGUCUCGCGGAAUAUUUCAUAACCACAGGGGACAAUAAAACCUUAGAAGCCGCAAAUGCAGUGGAUGGUUAUGGGUACUUUUCUAUACCUUUACCACAUCAAGGGCAAGUCACAGUCAAUAGGAGCUUGGAUUACGAGCGCACCAAGAAGUAUCUAGUCACUAUUGUUGCUUCUGACCGCGCUCGCGAUACAAAACGUAGACUGUCGAGUACGACUACUUUGACCGUGAACGUACUGGACGAUGACGAUCAAGACCCCUCCUUCAUUUACAAGGGAUGUACUCUCCAUGACGGCGCUUGUAUCAAUCCCGAAUACGCUAGCUAUGUAAACGGCGGAGUUCUAGCGGGUAUAUUAACAAUUGAACCAGAAAAAAUUCAAGCUGUCGAUAUGGACACCAUAAACGCUCGUAUUAAAUACACGAUCGAAAGUGGCGAGCCUGACACCUGGGCGACGUACUUUGAGAUAGAUCCUAACACAGGCGCUGUUAGACAGCUGAAGCCUGUCGAUACUAGCAUUGCGAAGAAAUUCCAGCUUGUCAUUAAGGCGGAAGAGGCAUCAGAAGCAAAACGUUUUACAACAGCAAAAUUAACAAUAACAGUAAGGCCGGUCGACGCCAGUCCUCCAGUCGUUAAUGCUAGCUCAGACGAAGGUCAAGUUGAGGAGAAUUCGCCUAAAGGAACCAAAGUAUUGGACAUUCAGGGACAACCGAUUAAAUUGAGCGUUUCUGAUCCGGAUUUGGGUCCAGGAGAUCCAAUACCGAAAUAUACUUUCGAAUUAACGACAAGCUUCUUCGAUAUAGACAAAGAUGGAUAUUUAGUUGUGAGCGACGAUAGAUUGGACCGAGACCCGCCUAAUCCAGGAAAAUUCAGAUUCCAAGUAGUAGCUCGUGAGGCAAACGGUGGCGCCGCCUCCGCACCUUAUUCGCUGGCGGUUCAACUGUUAGACCAAAAUGACAACGCACCCGUCAUACCCAAAACACAGCCAAUAACUGUACCUGCCAGCUUAGAACCCACUGCUGUUUAUAAGGUGGAAGCGAUGGAUAUCGACGAGGGUGAGAACGCUCGCAUUUCAUACAACAUCCAUCACGUGUCUAACAACGGCGGAAACAAGUUCACAAUUGACCCCACCACCGGUGUGAUCUCUAGUACAGGUCGCCUCCAAGCUGGCGAACAAUACAGUGUGACAAUACGAGCAACCGACGCUAAAGGCCUCAGCUCCCAAGGCAUCGUUGAAUUAUUGGUCGCGCCGGGACCAAACACCCGACCCCCGCAGUUCUCAUCUAGAGAUUAUUACGCGCCCGUGUCAGAGGGUGCUGCCAUUAAUUCUACAGUUACUACUGUUACCGCCAAAGAUCCAGAAAACGAACCGGUAACAUAUUCAAUAGUAUCCGGUAACGACUUGCGGCAGUUCGCUAUCGGUUCAAACACUGGUAUUAUUACUGUCAUACGAAGCCUCGACAGAGAAGUGUUAACAAGAUAUCAGUUGAUGGUGAGAGCUGAAGACCCCGGCAAGUUAUCUACAACAGCGACUGUUAACAUUAAAGUUACUGAUAUAAAUGAUAAUAAUCCGAAAUUCGACGAAGAUUCCUAUUUAUUCCACGUCAAAGAAGGUAUAUCUGGUGAGGUAGUGGGCUACGUACACGCGACAGACGUCGACGAAGGCAUCAACGCUAUGGUCAGCUACAGUAUCCCGAAUCAUCUCCCAUUUAUCAUUGAUAACUCAACCGGCAUGAUCAGUACCAAGACUGAACUUGAUUAUGAGGACACGAAGGACUACUCAUUCGUAGUAACAGCAACAGAUGGCGCUAUCGACAAGCGUCUCGGUACUGCGUCUGUAACCGUACAAGUUCAAGAUGAACCAGAUGAAUCUCCGACCUUCUCACAGCCUCUGUACACUGUACAUGUACCUGAAAAUGUACCUAAUCACCCUGUGGUUAAAGUUCACGCUGAAGAUCCAGAUACAAUACCAGAGAUAACGUACACGAUCCUCAAAGGAGACACCAACCUAUUUUCCAUAGACCGUAAAACGGGAGUCAUUAGAACAUUAAGACCUCUAGAUAGAGAGGCGAGUGCAAGGCACGAGUUACUUGUGGGUACGGAGGAGAAUAGUGGGGAGGGCGAUGGAGCGACCACCACUGUAGAAGUUUUAGUCGAUGAUAAAAACGACAACGCACCGGUGUUUACCUUAGUUCCUCGACCAGUGACAGUCGAAGAUACAUCGUCGAUCGGUAGUCUAGUUGAGACGGUGGUAGCUUUGGACGUAGACGCGACCCCGCCUAACAACCGUGUGCGAUACUCUUUAGUGGGGAGGGGGAAGGCUUCCAAGUAUUUCCAUGUGGAGCCUGAUACUGGCGCUGUGAGGGUCCGAGAUGAUUUGAGGAAGGAGACUGAUAGUGAAUAUACUGUUGAUGUCCAAGCCUACGAUCAAGGCGAGCCUGUCAUGUCAUCCGUAGUCAGUCUGACGGUGUAUGUCAGUCACUCGGCUACUGUACCGCCGGACGUUCGUCUAGGUUUCGCAGACACAGUGUACACAGAGCACGUGGCAGAGAAUUCUCCGAAUGGUACUCUCGUUAGGACGUUACCGAUUUGGAAUAAGAGCAAGCAUUCUAAAGAUACUCCGCUUAAGUGUUUGCUUACCGACUCCUCACAAAAAGGUGUAUUCUACGUGAAAGUAACAGACGACAGAGACUGUGCUAUCUACCUCAACCGAUCUCUAGACUAUGAAACACUAACAGAGUACUCUUUAGAAGUUCAACUAGAGUCUAUACAAGGCCUGAUAAACCCAGAGAGCAGCAAAGCUACAAUUAAUGUACACGUGACAGAUGUCAAUGACAAUCCUCCUGUGUUUGUUUUUCCCGAACAAUCCACUAUUGUUGGUGCGAGAGGGAAAUAUUUUGCAAUAGCUACCAAGGAUAUGCCUCUAGGAACGAAUGUGUUGCAAGUUAAGGCGAAAGAUAAGGAUAGUGGGGACUACGGUAAGAUAGAAUACCGUAAAAAUUCAUGGACCAAAGCAGCUGAAGAGUACUUCAGUCUCGACGGCGACACCGGCGUCAUAACUAAUAUUAAGACUUUCGAGAAUGUUCCCAAAGAUGUACUACCAUUUAAGUUUAAUGUUAUGGCGAGAGACAACCCUAAGGCGGAUGAUUAUAAGACCGCUAGGGCGUCUGUUGUGAUAAAUCUUCUCCAAAAAGACAAUCAAUUGAUAAUCGAAGUAGCUGAUUUAAACGUGGACGCAAUGACGACCUCACAAGCGCGCAACUUACUUUCCGCGAUAGAAGAAAAAAGUGGUUUAGUUGCCGGUCUAGAAAAACUGACCUCUAGGUUAUAUUUAGGAGAGAAUGGGACUCUAGAAAGUGACCCUAAGGGUACGAAUGUGUGGCUGUACCUGCUGGACCCGAACACUGGUGAUAUAUUAACGAGGGAUUCCUUGCCAGUUAAAAAGGCGGUGGGGCGCGGCGUGCCGGUGCGCGCGCCGCUGUCGCCGCCGCCGCGCCGGCCGCAGCUGGCGGCGGCGCCGCUGGCCAGCGCGCUGCCCGCCGCGCUGCUGGCGCUGGCCGCGCUCGUGCUCGUGGCCGCCGCCGCCGCCGCCGCCUACAUCUGCGCCUCCUGGAACCGGUAUAAGAAACACAAGGAGCAAGCUUUACAACAGUACGGAACCCUUAGUAUGAGUAUGGCACCUCCGCGACCUCCCUCGGGAUAUGAAUCCAGUGAAGAUGAACCAGCUCCAAGAUAUGAGACACAGGUACUGAACAUGGCCGUAGAUGAUGCAGAUCUCCAGUUAGACUUCAGUCCAAAUAAUCACGCCUUCAAUAUCCACAGUGUGCAAUAUUUAUCCAAAGACAACGGUGAACGCAGCCCAACCUUGUCAGAAACUGCGACAACCGCACGCGCAUCAAGCGUAAAUGAAAAUGGCGGAACUCUGAACAAAGUCCAUAACCACAAUAUCGACAAUAUCAACAACUCAACCAUCGCCCGCAACACUCAGACCCUCAACCGUAGGAUGCCUAACAACAACGCUCUCAACAACGCGUUAGGGACUUUGCCGAGAGUCAACAACAAUAAUAUAGGCGGGGGGCUGCUCGCCGCCACGCUGGGGAGAAAGAUAAACGGGAACAACCACAAGAAGAAAGCUACGCAACCUAUCAUGGCGUAUGAUGAAAUACCCGGCUUACAACGAUCCACAGAUAAUGACAACGUUACGUUCGGAAAGAGAAAUUUUAAUGGAUUCCCUUACGACCAGUCUCAUGUGGAAACAACUACGGAGCUAUAAGUUCAGAGACAAAAACUAGUGGAAAGUGUAUAACUAGUAAAGUGAACUAAAAUAAUAUAAUCUAAAAACAUUAACAUUGUGUUCAACGAAAAUCUUCAUAUCAAUGUGCGACUGAAUAAUAUUCGAAAUAUUAGUAUAUAAUGUGAAUAACGAAUUUUUAGAAAAAUACAUUUGUAAUAUUUUUACUUAGCGCAGGCUAGUCUUCUUAUUGAACAAAUUGUGCAUAAUAAUUAAUGUUGUAAAUAAUAGAGGCAUUACGUGUAUAUUUUGUAGGUACCUGAAGUGUAGAUGCAGGUACAAAAUAUUUUGUACAGAUGUUUUAUAUUUUUAUAUAGAAAUUUAGGUUAAUAAUGGCGAUGAGCCGUGCAGGUUAUAUGUGUUAAUAACCUAACAUAAAUAUGUUACACUUGCCAAGCCAACGAUUUUUUUUUCAUGAUUAAAUUGUGUAACAGACACUGUUUUGUUUUUAAUCAGUUAGAAUUUUAUUCAUUAAAAUUGUGUGAUCAUAAAUACAUUAUUUUUAAGUUUGUGUAGUUCCAGCAAAUCUAUUUAAUCUGUGACUCGUUAAAUCGCGAGAUUCAGUAUUUUUUUAAUUAAUAUUUUAAAGUUUAAGAGUUAUAAAAAUUCUAAACAAAUUAUAAUUUUAAUUAUAAAUUAUUUUCCCACUGUUUUGAAGAAUCUUUUAGAAUGUGUAUGAAUUUUGUGCCAGUUACAAUUAAUUCGUAGAUAAAACGAUUUGAAAUAGUAACAUUUAUUAUAAUUUUAAGCAUAAGUAAGAAAUGCUCAUUUAAUAAAAAAAUCUAACUAAAAUAAAUAAUUUGUGCCAAACGUUUUGAUAUGUUUUUAAUCUGUGCUGUAUUUAUUCUUGGUCCUUGUGUUACCUCUUUUGUAGUGUAUAUUUUGUAAAUGAUAUAAUUUUUUUACAAUGAAAAGCUGAUUAAAGUAAUUGUUUAAUAGAUUCUGGAAUAAAUUAAUAUUAUUUUUA